UCUUUUAAAGAACGAUAAGUUAGUUAUGUUAAUUUUUUACUCGAAAUUUUCGAAAAUAUCAUCUGACACUUAAAGGCAUCGCUUAAAACUCUGUACUAUUAGCAAGCUUAUAUAUAUAACGAAUAAGAUAAUCUCGAAAUGGUCGAAAUGAGAACCAGAUUGGGAAUUUCACCUACGAGGCGGAGAUCGAAAAGAAUAAUAGCCAAGCAGCUCAUUGAGGUGAUGCAGGCGUCCGGAUUGAAACGGGAUGAGAUUGACGAAAUCAUCAACAAGAGACUUGACAUUUCCCAGGGACUGGAACAGGACUAUUGGAAGAAUCGACAGAGAAGGAAACUUGGGAAUUGGUUGAAGAGCAGCGUCGUCUUCACGUUGGUCUUCGGCUCCUUCCUAUUCAUGGCACUAAUGAGGAUAUGGAUGCGCGGUACAUGGAACGAAUGUGAAUGCCUCGAAUAGUUUUUAUGAUUAGUAAAUUAUUAAAAAAUUUUAAACAUAU
Messenger RNA from Nezara viridula (southern green stink bug), 493 nucleotides. Lineage: Eukaryota; Metazoa; Arthropoda; Insecta; Hemiptera; Pentatomidae. The record is from the annotation of a GenBank genome assembly.